Messenger RNA from Xyrauchen texanus (razorback sucker), 6353 nucleotides. RefSeq names its product NEDD4 binding protein 2 (gene n4bp2). The transcript is spliced from 16 exons. Lineage: Eukaryota; Metazoa; Chordata; Actinopteri; Cypriniformes; Catostomidae. The record is from RefSeq and is a predicted model, not a curated record. Gene Ontology annotation, molecular function: ubiquitin binding. The coding region runs from base 105 to 5306 and encodes 1733 amino acids.
UGGGAGUUGUUCUACAUAUUUUCCUUUACUCUUCCUUCCUUUGGUAAAAGCUACUUGUAAACAGUGGAUCGGUCGUCGGUGUUUAGUAAAGUGGGCACAGCAGAAUGCCAAAGAAAAGGAAAAAUGGACUGAGUCCCGCCCGAGUCCCGAUGCAUGCGGGUGAGUACGGGAGCGUUCCCGAGAGUCGAGCACACUGGGCAAGUGGAUCUGUUGUGGCCCGGGCGGACUCAUCGCGGGGCUAUAAUAACUUUGGGUCAACGCUGUCCAGCAGCGGUCAGUCGGUGUCUCAAAGCCGAGACGAAAUCAUCCAUAACAUGCAAGAAAUGUUUUCACAUCUGGACCCCGAAGUUAUUUACAUGGUGCUUCAGGAGGCCGAUUUUAAAGUGGAGAAUGCAAUGGAUUCUCUUUUAGAGCUAUCAGAUGCUGCUGAGGGCAUAACCCUGCCUUCUCCUCCAGUCUCUGGGUUUGAGCAGGCUGCUGCCCUCCUGGGAGUGGACCCAUCUCAGACAAAACUCAAGAGUGAAAUUACACAGAGCUUCGCUUUUUCACACCAGCCUGAAUCUCAACGGGAACAGAGGCCUGAUGAAACACACCUAACCAGAGAGAUUGAUGCGCUCCUUGAUCUGGAACUUGAGACUUUGAUGUCACAGCAAACACAGACUAGCACUCAUUCUUCAACAUCCUCCAUACCUCUCUCUGCUCUGCCCCCUCCUUCUCAGUCAAUCAAUCUCUCCUCUCUGCCUCUUACAUCCCAGACUCAGAUUAUUGGUCCUCAAACUUCAUCAGAUCUUGAGCAGUUAUCCCUGGAGGUUAAUCCCAAGUCUGGCUCUGUAGCUGAGCAUGCUUCUAACUCUGGCCCCUGGCUCAGUGAGGCUUGUCGAGGUAGUUCACCAGUGAGUGAAUUGAGUUUUGGUGGCGUUCACAGCCCGGAACAGAAAAACAUAUCUCUUGACUUUAGUCACCUAAGAAUGGAGGCCAAACCUACUGAACCACGGCCCUCUGCCUUCCAGGUUUACCGCCGACCUGAUCAACUCCACAACAAAACUGGAGUUAUGAAGCAAAAUGAAGCGCUCCGAACACCAGCCAUGUACUGGAACGCUCAGGCUACGGAGUUCCAUCCCCGCACUGUGGGACCAGCCUUUAUUACACCUGUCAUUACUAAUCCCACACCCUGGAACACUAACCCUUUCCCUGCUUCUCAGUGGUUGGCUCAUGGACCUAUUAGACAAGCUCCUCUGAAGCCUUCUGCAACUGUACCGAAGUCAUGGACUAUGCCUCCCAAGAACCGACUCAAAUUGGAGGGGCAUGUAUUGGUGUUACUUAGAGGGGCUCCUGGAUCAGGCAAAACCACCCUUGCCAAUGCUAUGUUGGAGUAUAAUCCAGGAGGGGUUGUUUUGAGCACUGACGAAUAUUUUAUUCGAAAUGGUCACUACCAUUAUGAGCGAAAUUUACUAGGAGAGGCCCACGAGUGGAAUCACCUGAGAGCAAAAGAAGCUUUUGAAAACGGCCUGACACCCAUCAUAAUAGACAACACCAACAUGCAAUGUUGGGAGAUGAGACCAUAUGUUGCCAUGGCACAGAAACAUAGGUAUAAGGUGCUGUUUCGUGAGCCAGAUACCUGGUGGAAAACCAAACCCAGAGAGCUUGAGAAGCGUACAAGGCACCAAGUAACAAAGGAGAAGAUUAGACACAUACUGGAGCGAUAUGACCGUUUUGUCUCUGUCCAGAGCAUCAUGAAUUCACAAAGACCAGAGCCAGUGCCAAAUGUUGUGUAUUUGACCCAAACAGAGGAUGGCCAGCCCCAGCAGUCUUUACCCCCUGGUCUCAGUCAUCCUGAUCUUGUUGGUGACUCUGGGUUGAGCAAACUGAACGUGCACCUUUCGUCAUCUCUUCCUGAUGUGUCUUCUGUAAGCCAGAUUUCCAGUACCAUUUCCACAAGUAAAGAAGGUGAAAUGGAAUCCUACAGUUCCAAGGAGCCCAUGAUGUUCCAUGAUAACAUUCUCGCAGGGUCUGGGAUGUUGCAGUCUGAAGUGCUUGACGGAGAAGAGUUGGACUUGGAACUAGAUGCCUGCCUUGAAGAAACUGAAAAAAACAUAGGAAAUUUGGCCAGCAGAACAUCUGAAGAGUUUGGAAUGACAGCAAAAGAGAUGUUUCAGGAGCAACCUGUGGCUUUUUCAGAGUCCAUUGCUCAGCGUGCCAGGAGGGACAGAGCACGUUAUACAAAUGCACUGGGAGGAAGUGCCAUCGAUCAGCCUGUUGGCUUUGACCCCAAUGUUGAGUCUUCUAGGCAAGAUGAGGAAGGAUGCGAAGAUGAGCCUCUUGCUGAAGCCAUGGUAUUGCGGCCAGAGUUGUUGGAUUUUGUGGGGGACUGGCCACUGGAAUCUCAUGGCCAACACCAAGGAAGACGACAGAAUUCAAGGAAUCAAUCAGUAAAGAACACAGUUAAGAUAUCUAUUGUUGUGGAGGAUGGAGAUAAUGAUUCUAUUGACGAGGACAAGCAUUCUGAUACUGACAAGAUGAAUGAAGAAGAAUUUCAGAAUCUUGUAGAUCUACUGCAAGGAGGAGGAAGCUCAUCGCCAGCUCCAAGUAAAUUGACUACUCCACAUUCUCCAUCCCUGGGUGAAAAAGAGUGUAACUUGAACUUGGAGACUGUGCUCUGGCCUGAACUCCCAGACUGUGUGCAGGAGUGGAAGAUUUCAGAGUGCACUGACAUAGGCAAAGAUCACUCUACUUCUCCAAGUCCAGCAACAAAGGGGCCAGACCAGAUUGAGGAGUCCUGUCAGGUGUCCACACAGGAGGAGGUUGAGGAAGCGGAAGAGAGUGUGGUAUCAGAGGAGAAAUGCAGAUUGAGCCCCAGUGUCCAGGGAACUCUGUAUUCAAGAGGUGGCAUAGACUUGGAGAGCAAUCUGGAAAGACGGAGAGGGCUUAGUCGAAGAACAGGGAAAUCUUGUAAAUUGGCACUUACCUUCACCAAUCAAAGCCUUUCCUCACCGUGCACACAGUCUCCAGUUAUUUCAUAUCAGCCCUCCAAUCCUUCACCAGGGGAAGUUGUGGAGGCAUGUCCCAGUAUUACAACCCAAACACACCCUCAAGACUUUGCUCUGCUUUGGCGAAUUAACCAGCUGAAAUGUUCUGCAUUAGACUCAGACCUCUCUAUUAAUGGUAUAAUUGUAUUAGAUGGAAACUCUUUGUGUUUCACUCCAAAAACAAAUGAAGAGCAGUCUAUCUGCCAGCAGGGUGUGCCAUACCGUGUGGUACACGAGAAAGGCUCUCAGGUGGAAGAGAAUGACUUUAAAGAAUCCCACUCCAAGCAACACAACCUUGAAAUUCUGAGCCUCCAUUUCAGACAUGUUUCUAUGGAUAUUCUGGAGGACCUUUACGAGAAGUGCCAUCAAGAUAUGGAGUGGACAACUAAUUUGUUGCUAGACUCUGGAGAACGUCUGUAUAAAGAUGAUGAUGAAAAUGAGGAAGGUCAUUUGAAGUCUUUUGUUGUGGAAGAGUCACAUGAUAACCAAACUGUGAAGAAUUUUCCAAUCACAGAGCCAUCAGAAGCCAUGAAUGUCUCAGAGAUCAACAAGGCUAGAGCUAAGCAGAAUGUGACAGAAUCCAGCAUCAGUUCAACAAGCAGCAACAGUCCUAAGUCUCAAGAAACUAACCUUAGUGACUUGAGCCAAGCUAGUGAAGAUUGGAGCACAGGUCAAAGCUCACAAAGUGAAGCUGAAGGAUCUAUUGAGGGUUUAAGCAUCACAAAGGACAAAUGUAAGCCUGAGCAUUCUUUUGUAACAUUAAAACAACCAACAGAAGACACUAAAGCACAAUUAAAUGUUCCAGCAGCUAGUGAGGCAGAGCCAGAAUCAGAUACAACCGAUCAGUUAGAUCCAGGGCAGGAAGGAACUUUAGUGACACAAAGUGAGCAAAGUCAGAGCAACAUUGGAGAAGCAACAUUGGAAGCAACAUUGGAGGAAUGGACUCAAGAGGAGGGAGGAGAAAAGGAAGAUGCUGAAACAAGAGCACAGGUUGAUGCCACAACACAAUCACUUCUGGUUGAUGAAAUGGAGCGCAGAGAGGAGGAGGAGGAGGAGGAGAGGAAGGAACGAGAAAAAGAGAGAAAGAGAACUGGCCAGGGGAGAAGAGAGCCAAGAACUAUGGACAUUCAAACUCUGGAGCUAAAACUUCCAACUGAACUUGCAUUGCAGCUCACUGAGUUCUUUGGACCUGUUGGGGUCAGUCCAGGUGCAUUUUCACCAGAUGACUGUGCUGUGCAAAUAGACCUGAACUUGGCCAAACUGCUGCACCAAAAAUGGAAGGAGACUAUCCAAGAAAAGCACAGACAGGCAGCUCUGUCCUAUCAGCUACUGCAGGAGUGUUCUGUCCACUGGGGUGAAUCACAGGGAAACAAAACUGGGCCAAGACACCAAUCAGGUUUGUAUGAAGAAAUUCCUUUUAUGGACCACUGGAGUGUGCCCUGUCCCCCCAUCUCCCUAAGGGACAUCAUGAUUGAAGAGCAGGUGAUGCAGGACAGCAUGGAGAAGUCCAGGUCAAGUCGGAGGGAUCUGGAUAAGAAAGACAGUGCCGCCAAGCUGAAAGAAAACCAGCUGUUUUCCAUGUUCCCCACCAUAGACCGGCAUUUCCUCCGAGAUAUCUUCAGAGACAACAAUUACUCUCUGGAGCAGACAGAACAGUUUUUGCAUGCUCUUUUGGAUGACGCACCAGUCAGAAACGUUGUGGCUCCUGAACCCACCCCUCAACGCAAUGGCACACACAUAGCACAGAGCAAAGACAGGAGAUGGAAACAGAGAGAUGGGGAGGUGCCAGCCGCUCAGUUCCAGGACACUGAUGAUCCGGAAUACGAGGAUUUCCGCACAGAGGCAAUGUUGCAGAGACGUCAACAAAUAGAGUGUUUUAACAAGGCAGCUGAAGCAAAUAGACAAGGUCGCAAGGACGUAGCUAGUUUCUACGCACAACAGGGCCACAUGCAUGGAGAAAAGAUGCGUGAAGCAAACCACCGUGCAGCCAUGCAGAUAUUUGAGCGAGUGAACGCUUCACUACUGACUCAGAAUGUUCUGGAUCUUCAUGGAUUGCAUGUUGAUGAAGCCCUUCAUCACCUAGAGCAGGUCCUCAUCGACAAAACCUGGGAAUGGCGUCAGGGGUUUUGCCGCCCCCAGCUGUCAAUCAUCACGGGAAGAGGCAAUCACAGCCAAGGGGGAGUAGCACGUAUCAGGCCAGCUGUGUUAGACUACCUCAAAAACAAACACUACAGUUAUACUGAGCCUAAAACUGGGUUGGUGCUGGUCACACUACAUUGAACAAGCUACUACAGUGAAAAAUUUACUUCUCUUUCUUUCCACUGCCUUAAACCAAAGUGUCUUCUAUUAUGCCAACAAUGAUAAUGUUCUGUUGGAUUUUAAUCAUAUACACCUGUCUACUUCUUUCUGUAAUUGUGCAAGAGUUAAUUUAAAUCAUAAAAACGAACAAAUAUCAAGGUACAGUACUACAAACCUACGCUACAUUUUAUAUUGAAUAUUGACCAAUGUACACGGUAUACUUUAAUGUUUAUUGAUGCUAACUUACAAAAAUGCAAGGACAUUCCAUUUAGUAUUCCUAAUUACAGUGCUCUUGAGCACUAAAAUUACAUAAUCAGUGAGUUUAAAAUGCCUUUUGUCAAAACAGAUAAUGACAACACAUUUAUUUUUCUCCAUACCAGUGGAGUAUUUGUAUAUUGUAAAAGCAGAAGAGAGGGCUGUUAUUAUGGUAUUUAAGAUGUUUGAUAUUACAUUUUUGCACACUGUUUAAUGUUGUUAGGUUUAUAAACAAAGUAUCAGUUUUUAUGAUCUUGUAGCUUCAGAUUAAUUCAGGGAUGUUAACUGGAGAUGCCACUGGAUGGCUGUUUACUCUCUUCAGUCUUUGUAAAUCUAUACAUAUUCAUUGAGAUUUUGGAAAUAUAAAUGCUUAUCCCGUAUUUCAGCUUUGCAUUUUAAUUUGUUUGUGAGCAGCACAAUCAGAAGUCUGUUUUUUCCUAGAUCAGAAAUACAGUCAUCACAUUACAGAAAUCACAGGCUUGAGACAAGCAUUUUAUACCACUUUACAGUGCUGGAACUUUGUUUUAGCUCAGCUUUGGGUUUUAUAUUUCCAAUUUAAAGUUUUGAUGUGACAUUUUAUAGUCGUCAUAACGCUGCUAUGCAAUUCAGAAAUCUUAUGCGUGAAAAUUCUUACUUUUAAGCUUGUUCUGAAAACCAUUUUUGAAGUUAUACUGUAUAUUUUGAACCUUAAAAUUAAUUUUAUAUGUAAACUUGUUCAUUUAUUUUUGUUUAAAAAAAUGAUGGUUAAAAACGUGAGAGAAUAAAGAAUUUUAA